Molecule: messenger RNA, 1026 nt
Organism: Fonsecaea pedrosoi CBS 271.37
Lineage: Eukaryota; Fungi; Ascomycota; Eurotiomycetes; Chaetothyriales; Herpotrichiellaceae
Exons: 3
Coding region: 1-1026 (341 amino acids)
Biological process (GO): purine nucleotide biosynthetic process; 5-phosphoribose 1-diphosphate biosynthetic process; ribonucleoside monophosphate biosynthetic process
Cellular component (GO): cytoplasm; ribose phosphate diphosphokinase complex
Molecular function (GO): ribose phosphate diphosphokinase activity; magnesium ion binding
Source: RefSeq, a predicted model, not a curated record
AUGGCGUCGAACUCGAUCAAGCUCUUGACUGGGAACAGUCACCCGGAGCUGGCGCAUGCCGUCGCCAAAAGACUGGGUAUCGAGCUAGUCAAGAUUAUGGUGUUGCAAUACUCAAACCAAGAGACCAGUGUCACGAUCGGCGAGUCGGUCAGAGACGAAGAUGUCUUCAUCCUUCAAUCGACCCGACCAAACGACAUCAACGACGGCCUGAUGGAACUGCUCAUCAUCUGCAACGCCUGCAAGACCGCCUCCGCCCGCCGUGUCACCGCCAUCCUACCGAACUUCCCCUAUGCUAGACAAGAUAAAAAGGACAAGUCGCGAGCUCCCAUCACGGCAAAACUCAUGGCAAACAUGCUUCAGACGGCGGGCUGCAACCAUGUCAUUACCAUGGACUUGCACGCUUCGCAGAUUCAAGGCUUCUUCAACGUGCCCGUGGACAAUCUCUACGCAGAGCCUAACAGUGUCAAAUGGAUUCGGGAAAACCUCAUGCAUGCGAGCGAGACCGGCUUGGAGGUGAACGGACCAAGGCAGGAGUGUGUCAUUGUGAGCCCGGAUGCUGGGGGAGCCAAGCGAGCCACAUCCAUGGCCGACAAACUCGAUUUGCCAUUUGCUUUGAUACACAAAGAACGAUCCCGCCCUAACGAAGUCUCGCGGAUGACGCUGGUGGGCACGGUGCAAGAUAAAGUGGCCAUUGUGGUGGACGAUAUGGCAGAUACCUGUGGCACACUCGCAAAAGCCGCCGAUACGCUGAUCAAACACGGGGCGAAGGAUGUGGUUGCGCUUGUCACUCAUGGUAUCUUGUCAGGGAAAGCCGUCGAGACUCUGCGAAACUCGUCGCUGAGCCGCUUGGUCAUGACCAAUACGGUCCCGGUCAGCGAGGACAAGCUCGAAGCUCUCAAGGUUCCUGAAGGCCAGAAGGGAUGCAGGCUCGAGUUUAUUGACAUUGCUCCCGUCCUGGCGGAGGCCAUCAGACGGACGCAUAAUGGCGAAAGCGUGAGUUAUUUGUUCAACAAUCCGGUGUCAUAG